Molecule: messenger RNA, 1824 nt
Organism: Phacochoerus africanus (Common warthog)
Lineage: Eukaryota; Metazoa; Chordata; Mammalia; Artiodactyla; Suidae
Gene: MORN4
Product: MORN repeat containing 4
Exons: 5
Coding region: 206-646 (146 amino acids)
Source: RefSeq, a predicted model, not a curated record
GAAUGUGGUCGGGGAGGAAGGCACUGAGGGGCCCAUCCUGAGAUGACAGCGGCUGUGAAGCGCGGCUCCAUCCCGGAGUGGGGGCGGUGGCUCUUCGAGGGUCCCAAACCUGGGCCUCCCGUCUCCACCGCGGGGUCCGAGGCCCGAGAGAGCCCACGGCGUCCAGGAUGGUGAGUGGGUUUUCAUCCAUCUGGAAGCUGUCACGAUGACCCUGACAAAAGGUUCCUUCACCUACUCCAGUGGGGAGGAGUAUCGUGGAGAGUGGAAGGAGGGCCGCAGACAUGGUUUUGGUCAACUGAUGUUUGCUGAUGGUGGCACCUACCUGGGCCAUUUUGAAAAUGGGCUCUUUAAUGGUUUUGGGGUACUGACCUUCUCAGACGGCUCGAGGUAUGAGGGCGAGUUUGCCCAGGGGAAGUUCAACGGUGUCGGAGUCUUCAUUCGACACGACAACAUGACCUUUGAAGGGGAAUUUAAAAACGGCCGCGUGGACGGUUUGGGCCUGCUGACCUUCCCCGACGGUUCUCACGGAAUACCCCGAAACGAAGGUCUGUUUGAGAACAACAAGCUCUUGCGGCGUGAAAAGUGUCCCGCGGUGGUUCAGCGGGCCCAGAGCGCCUCCAAGUCGGCCAGGAGCCUCGCGGCCUGACGGGCGCCACGCCCAGCUGACCAGGAACCAGGAGGGCCCUGCCACCCGCUCGAGGUGAACCAACAGACCGAUGUGAAAGCAGAUUUGAAUGACCGGGGAUCGGAAGCCCCAGGAGGGGCCCCAUCACCUGCCAGGCAGGGCUUCGAUCUCGGGCGGGAGGCCCCUGCAGCCGCCGUUACCUGCUCUGUCCUUCCCCUCUCUCGCUCGUUGGGUCUCUCUGUCCCUAACACCCUGGUCCCCCAGCGCAGACCAGCUGCUGCCUUCCUCCCACUUCCUUUUCUGCCGAGUGAUGCAGAAUCUCUCCCUUCUGCUUCUCAUUGGGGCAGAUGAUCCCAGCCCCAGACCAGGGCCAGGGCUUUGUGCCACCCUGGAAAGAAAGAAGGGAAACGACAGGGGCGGCUUAGACAUACAUCACUGCAGUCCUGUGAAAGGCAAGGCCACAGCUUUUCUGUCUCUUACUCCCUGGUUCGCUUCUGGUGGCGGUGGUGGCCCCAGGCUUCUCCCUUGUCUGACCAGACCAGUACUUGUGUCUGCCUCCUGCUCCUGUGGGUUCCGUGACGUGCUCCUUCCCUCACCCUUGACUUUACCCGCUGUCUUCCUUACCUGAGUUCCAGCGGAUCAUUUGGGCCCCUUUCUCCUUCCUUAGACCUGGGACAGGAUCCCUUUAGUCAAAAAGAAACGGAUGUAAACAGUCACUGUAUGAGUUUGUCACUUACUCCGGGGCAAAGAGCAGACAUCUCUGGGCAGCGUCAGGCCCUAUCACAGAGUGACUUGAAUCCUUAGGGGUGGCUUGGGCCGACAUGGAUCCUUCCCACUGGACCAGUAGGUCAGGCCCACCUCAACCCCUUGGCGUUCAGGUAGAAUUGGACCUAUGUUGGAUGGCAGUGAACUAAAGAGCGUUGGGUUCACUGGAACUCUCCCACCGUGAGCCAUCGGGCCAUCGGGCCUCGGGAUCAGAUCUUGACCAAUAGGAUCCCUGCACAGUUCAUCGCAGGGGCCUCCCAUGACCCUGUGACCCAAACACACCCCCACUCCCACCCCCAGCCCCUGAUCCUCACGCUCAGUGUCCCCUCCACAUAGAUUGUGGUGGAAAUUAUAGCCGCGUGCCUCUGUUUAUUCUCUGACUUGUACUGUAGAAACAAGUGUUUAUGAGGAAUAAACAAAUCACCAGAACUGCC